Messenger RNA from Mercenaria mercenaria, 2293 nucleotides. Its product is annotated as protein Spindly-like. Bases 88 to 1821 code for a protein of 577 amino acids. The transcript is spliced from 12 exons. The record is from RefSeq and is a predicted model, not a curated record. Lineage: Eukaryota; Metazoa; Mollusca; Bivalvia; Venerida; Veneridae.
CAUGAAUGCAAAGUUACGUCCCUUUGAAAGCGGAAAAUUUGAACAUAAUUUAACUGUGAAAAAGGUUUAUUUUUCAGGUUACUCAAGAUGGAUGACAAAUCAGACAGAGUAAAAUCUUUAGAAGAGGAGUUGAAGGAUCAGCAACAAAAACUGUACAAGGCAGCAGAGUUAGGGAAGAUGCUCCUGGAUGAAAAUGAAGAAUUAAAAACAAAAAUGGAUGAAAUCAGGAAGUCUGCUGACAAGAAAGUGGAGUUAAUAGAGCAGGAGAGACACACAAUUCAGGUGAAGCUGGAACAGAAGAAUAGCAUGGAGGCGUGGUAUAAUGAAGAAAUAUCCCAUCUAAAGCAACAGUUAGCUGACAGAAACAGCAAUCUACAAGAAACACUGGAGUCUGAAAAACAGCAGGAAGUUAACAGGCUUACAAGACAAAUUGAUGAACUACGUGCAGACUUGGAUCAAGCAGCUGUUGUGGAAUCCCAGUUGAGGCAGAGGAUGUCUGAAACAGAAGAUUUACUCAAAGAGAGGCUGAAUCAAACUGAGGCUGACAUUGGGUCAAGGACAUUUGGUACAUCAGAGGAAGUCAGUAUUCUGCAAGAGGAAGUGGAAAAUCUUCAGCUGGACGUUACAAGUUUGAAGUCCCAACUGAUAGAGAAGAAGUCUGAGUUAAAUGCCACUGUGUCAGAAAUAGAGAAUCUGCGAGGGAGACUUGUUGCACGUGAUGAGGAGUUAGAAGACAUCAAAUGUCAGUUCACCUCUGUGAAUAAUAUGCUGGAGCAAGUGAGAAUGGAGAAACUGGAUUUGAACUGCCAGUUAGAUGCUCUUCGAAUGGAGACUAGCUCUCACAGGAAAAAAGGCAACUCACUUUUCUCAGAGCUGGAUGAUCGCCGUGUAGAGGCAGAGAGCAAACUGAUUGCACUAACUGUGGCAAAUCAGACACUUCAAGAGAAAUACAGUGUCGAGAAACAACAAAACAACAAGUACAAAAGACAGAUAUCACAGUUAUUGCUACAGAUGAGCUCUGGCAGAGUGGACAGCGAGUAUGUGACUAACCUAGAGUCAAAGCUUGCCCAAGCAAGAAAUGAAUUGAAGACAUUAAUGGAGGAAAAAUCACAACUGCUUGAUAAACAGCAGACGGAGAUGAAGCUAGUUUCAGGCUUGAGUAACACAGACACUGAAGACCAAGAUUACAAAGAGUAUCUUGUUACUGUUAUAAAAGGCAAAGAGCAAGAGUUACAGAAGACCAAGCAGGAGCUGAACCACAAAAAUCUACUCUUGUUAGACCAGAAAAGUCGAACGUCCAGUCAAGAUGCCAAAAUUGUACAGCUUGAAGCAGAAAAGGACAGGUUACGCAGCCAUAACAUGAAACUAUCAGUCAAGCUGGAAGAAUUAAGGCUAAAAUAUGACCCAGAUUCAGUGAAGAAGUCUGGAGUCUUGGUUGUAAAAAGGACUGAAAAAAUACCCCUGGAUGACCAGGAUGAAGUGAACAUCACAGAAACUACUUUGAAUGACACAGCCAUUAACCAGUCACAAAGUGUACAAAAAACUAGUGGAGAAAAUUCACAACCAUUGGUAGAAAAAGUGAACAAUAUUCAGAAAACAUUAACCGAACCAGAAAAAUGUACAUUUUCUAAGUACAUUAAAAAAAAAUCGGUGUCUAUUUCAGACGAUGUGACAGAACACACGAUAGAGAGAGAAAGUGACCAGGACAGAGGAUCUGAAAACGAACCUGAUAUUAAACAGAAAGGCCGAAAACUCACUACAGUCAAACAUAUAUCUAAUGUUAAACCCACAAUGGAUGUAAAUGAAUGUAAAAGUCAAUAAAAACAUUUGCCAGUUUUACCUUUUCUUAUUUUUCAGUUGAGAAAGCACUUGUUAGUCUUGAAAGCAAAGCAUUUAGACAGCUUUUUCUCACUUUAGUCAGAGGAUGAAAUCAAAUUUUAUUAAAAAUUGUUCUACAGUUUUCCUUGAAUAAACAGGAUUUUUUCCAGAUUUUAGGGAAGAUAUCAAAUUUGGUUAAAUGUGUUGUAAAAUACUAUUUGGGAAAAAAUAAAUGAAAGAAACUGAUACACUAUUGCUAGCAGUUGUAGAUGGAGCAGAGUUACCUAGUGUCAAUAGAGCUGACAUUUUGUAGUUUUAAAGAUGGUCAACCACAAGUAGCAUUUUAGGACAUUUUACAGUUUUUGUAUUUUCUAUGAGAUAUUUUUAAGGAAUAAAAGGACCCAUUAUAAUUUAUUACUUUUUAUGAAAUAUUGUAAUCACCCCCCUUUAAUAUAAAAGUAUUUUAAAAAGUGGA